CAUUUGAAAAUCGUUCCAAACACCUCACAAAAACCCACACUACGAAUCUAGAAGUAGUCAGAAGAGUAAGAAAACAGAAAAGCAAAAAGAAUGAAGCCAAAGAAUGGCAACCUACCCGAUCUACCUCCUUGCCGAAAGCGGCCUCCCGCGAGACCACCACGCCCUCUUCGUCGAGACUCACGAUAACGGCCCCUCCACUGGCCAUAUCUACCACGUCAAAGGCAACAUCCAAGAAGGCAUGGUCUUUGAGCACCGGGCUGAGCAGACGCCGGAGGAAAUCCCCGCGUUCUGUGGCAAGGAGAAGCUUGGUGUGGUUGCGGUUGCGGAGUACGGGCGCGUCUUGGAGGUUUGUGAGGGCGUGCCGGUGCCCAAGAAGCAAUUCCAGGGAGCGAGAAGGUUGUAUCCGCGGGAGCCGUUGAGACGGUAUCAGGAGUGGGUUGCUGAGGCUGUUGAUGCUUUGAAGGGGGAGGGGGUUUUAGUUGAAAUUGGCUAGUUUGCGUAGUGGGCUGUUUUUGUUUACGUGGGGGUUUUACUGGGGCUAAGAGUGGUUUUGUUUUUGUUUUGUCAGUAUUGCUGGAUUAAAAUAAAUGUUUCUACUUGUU
This is a messenger RNA of Aspergillus caelatus, 602 nucleotides long. RefSeq lists its product as uncharacterized. Lineage: Eukaryota; Fungi; Ascomycota; Eurotiomycetes; Eurotiales; Aspergillaceae. The transcript has a single exon. Bases 104 to 493 code for a protein of 129 amino acids. The record is from RefSeq and is a predicted model, not a curated record.